This is a messenger RNA of Coregonus sp. 'balchen', 12753 nucleotides long. Lineage: Eukaryota; Metazoa; Chordata; Actinopteri; Salmoniformes; Salmonidae. The record is from the annotation of a GenBank genome assembly.
AAAAACGUUUUGCAUUACUUUGAAUAGUCAUAAUGUGAGAAGACACCUCGCUUGGAAUUAUUUCAUCCGCAUUUCUGUGCUGCAUUUGAGGUGUCUUUCAUUGGCGAUGCUGCGUCUGCGGACGGUUACAUUUUUGGCUGGCUGGCCGGCUGUGUAGCAGUCUAUUCAUGCAAUGCAUCGCUCAAAACAUCUCACAAUUGUUUUUCCUACACGUGGAGGAUCAAAGCUGCACAGAGAAUGCUUAAACAUGGGAUAGGCCUAUGCGUUUUAUGUGGUCAGUAUUUAUCUGCUAUGAUUUUGAAGAUCCGCGGUCAGAGACAGCGGCUCAGUAGGCUGUCCUCCUCAAUCGCAUCAUAGACCACUAUUGCUGGAUGCAAAAAAAGACAGACUUGAGAUAGCCUUCUGACUCUUUAAAUAUUUAAGAAUACGGACUCUUCAAAACUGAAGACAUGCUAGUCUCUUUGUCUAACAUCUUCUACGCGUGAUCUUCUAACGACAUUUUAAACAAAGAAGUCACGGAUGAGAGCCCAUGACCAGGCUCCAAAAUUACACCGAACGGGGACGCACCUAAAAAAAAGCUCCAAUGCGAAAUGGUAGGUGGUUAAAGCUUAUUAGUGAAAUGUUGUAAUUAGCCUAUGUUAUGUUAAAAUAUGAGCAAUCGAAAUCUGAAAUAGAGCCUAUGUUUCAGCUUUCUCUGUAAAACGUCCUGCAGAUAGUAGCCUAUCAAUGCGCACAGUGAGUUCAAUUUGAUCAUAGCAAUUAUCUACUGUUGAUUUGUAGCACCAGCUUCUCCAGGUGGAAUGUCGCCUACGGAAUAUAUAUACAAAAAAUGCCUUCAUCAACACAAAUCUACAUUGAACCUUAUUGAGCAUUGCAACGAGGAGGACUCCUGAAUUUGUCCUGAAUCGUUCCAAAAAUACUGCUAUUUGGAUCCCGGACAUCGACAACUUUAAUGGCUUUUGUGUUCAGAAGAUGGAGAGUGUUAUUGGUGCUGAACGUGAUUGCGGUUGCGGGGUUCAUGACACUUUGGACCAAGUGCACCCACACCCGAGUAGCAAAAACCAUCGGUCAGGACGAUGUGAAAAGACAAUCACGCUCUAACGGCACGGCUCAAGGUUUGAGCAUCAGUCAUGAAGUAUUGCUAAAGAGACUCGGGUCGUUGGAGGACGUGGUCUACAGACAGCUUAAUGGUAGGCUAUGACUCUCUACAACUCUAGCCUAACCACUUAAAAACAAUGACUAUGGCUCAUUGGUUACUUUGUAUUUGCUGUCACUCAAAGCCUACCAUGAUUGCUGUUAUUUACAUAGGCUGCGGCUUAGGAUCCAUCCCAAAUGGCACUCUAUAAUUAGUGUACUACUACUUUUGACCAGGGCCCACAGGGUAGUGCACUAUAUAGGGAAUUGGGUGCCAUUUGGGACAUAGGUUUAGUAUACAGCUACCUCCUUUGUUAAAAGUCUAUGAUUCUCAAAACAACUAGGCAAAUGUGUUAUAGCAUAGUGACCUUUUCUUGACUGUGUGAACUCCAGGUCUGUCCAAGUCCCUGGGGCUGAUCGAGGGUUUCGGGGGGCGAGGUAAAGGGGGUCUCCCCGCCACCCUAGCCCCAAAAGAAGAGGCUGACGCCAAAGUACUGAGGGAGAAGUAUGGAUACAACGCUUACCUCAGCCAAAAGAUAUCACUGGACCGGUCCAUACCAGACUACCGGCCCAGCAAGUACGUUUUAGGCACUCUUUUUGGCCCAUAAUGGCACUAUAUUCCAUAUAUAGUCCAGCAUUACUUUUGACCAGGGCCACUCUUACUAUAGCUCAGCUGACAACCGUGUUUCAGUACAAUAGACUCGCUACAAUUUGGGUUUGUAAGCUGCAAGUUGCAAGCAUUAGUCUGUGUGUGUGUGUGUGCACUAUAUUUUAUUUGAUACCCAUCUCUGGAUCUCAGCUCAUGAUCUAAUCAGAAGUGAUAAACAUGGAAGUGACUACUUUGUUGUGUUAGUUGUUUCGCUGCUACUGGGUUGUUGCCAUGAUUUAAGCUAUGACAGCAGAUGUUAUUGUUUUGGCACCACUUAGCUUUGUGGUUAAAAAUACAAUAUUCUUAAAACCAUCUAGUAAGAUCUCUGUAGCUUAAUCCCUCUUCCUUUGUUGUGCUUUUUUGUGGUCUUCUUUGUGAUGAAGUUGCAGUCUAAUGCGGCAAUUGACACUCGCGCACACACACACAUUAUGCUUGUGCGUGUACACAACCCAUCAGCACACAGAAAAUAAUGCAUAUUUGAACACUAGCAGUACAGCUCUUUUAGAAAUGUCUCUUUAGAAAAGUCUCUAUCCUUUCCCCAAUGCUGUGGUGUUUAGCAGGCAGACCCCAUUUGAAAGCCCCUGAUGAGAACUCCCUCGCCCCAGCUCUGCUCUAUCACCAGCUGCGAAACACACCCGCCUGCAGCCGCAGGGAACGGGAACACACACACACACACACACACACACACACACACACACACACACACACCUGAGGGGAUCAGGGAUCCACACACUCAUUUGUAAUUUAGUUUCUCUGUUUCGAGAUCAAAGAGGACCAUGAUGCAUGUUGGGUGUGAUAUCUCUUUGUAUGAUAACACCGUAGAAUGGGAGCCUUCUCUUUGCUUGGUAACAGAACAGUAUCGUCUAGUUAUCUCCCAGAAUGGGAGCCUUCUCUCUAUUGGGUAUCUCUCUCUAUGCCCUGCAGCAGAAAGAGCUAGGAGUUAGAGCCCUGAAAUUGACUAACAUCAUCCAAUCCUUUCCUUACUUACUGGGAUGUACUGUAUCACAAUUCUUCAGAUGUAUCUCAGCAGUUGAAAGUGACUGCUGACUUGCUCUCACCUGUCCAAUUCUUUAAGACCAGCGCAGAUGAGGGAAAGGCGAUAAGGGGAAGGAUAGAUACCUACACAUUUUCGGAGAGUAAAAACUUGAACUAUUAGGACAUAGCCAGCCACAGAUUCCUCACUUCCUCUCAAUAGGGCUGGCUCUCGUUAUAACAAAAGCUACAGUAAAAAUAGGCUUCCUGUCGCUAUCUCCCACAGUGCUCUUACUGUGAGGCUAGGGAGAGGGGGUGUGUUGAGACCUGUUGUGAAAAACAUGAUUGUGGGGAACAGGUAGAGGCACAUGGUUCUCAUUUUAAAUUGCAAACCAAAAUGUGUCAGCUCAUCAUCAACAUGUACAGAAGAGACUUGGAGAAGAAGCAGCUUGCGUGGUGGUGAUAAACUUGGAAACCUACAUUAGAAUGUUGGGUAGUACUUUACAUGAGCCCUCUGCCAUAAGGACGGGCUACAUUAUAUUAUAUACAUAUUAUUAUAUAGGGCUACUUAAAACAUUAGCUUUACAUAGGAGUGUUAAAGUACCAUGUUACUGAAUAUUGAAUGAUGGACUCACCGUUUGCCUUUAUCUAUAAUAUAUAAGGAUUUAUUAGUGUUUGAUGUCAUUAGUGAUGAUGGCUAGUAAUGUGUGCGUGGAUGUCUCUCUCUCUGUGUGGGCGUGUGUGUCUGCAUAUGUCUUUGUGUGUUUGGUCUCCAGGUGUAAAAAGGCCAGCUUCCCCAGGGAUCUUCCAAACAUCUCCCUUAUCUUCAUCUUUGUCAAUGAGGCGUUGUCAGUAAUCCUCCGCUCGGUCCACUCAGCUGUCAAUCACACACCGGCUCACCUUCUCAAAGAGAUCAUCUUGGUGGACGACUACAGCGAUGACGGUGAGGAGAAAUACACAUGCGCGCACACACACACACACUGCCACGCGCAGACACAUACGCACGCACGUGUGCGCACACACACACACAUACCUGAAAGUGCAUGUUGGUGAAGAAAUGGUAUGAGUACACAUACACACACAUCUAAUAUACAUUGAUACAUAUUCAUAUAAUUUACAUUUUGUUUAUGCAUUUAAUUUAAUUAUAUUCUAUUCUUUAUAAAGACAUCCUUGUCCAACAUGCUGUUUUGCUGCACAGACAGGACAGUCAGAUCAAGGCAAGAGAGGAGAGGGAGAGUUGUGAAGAGAGUAAGCAGUGAGCAGAGAGAGAGGUGUUUAGAGAGAGGAAGAGAGACAAUUAAAGGCGCAGAAAGGUGGAUAUAGAAAGGGAGAGAUUAUUUUUUUUUUUUUUCACCUUUAUUUAACCAGGUAAGCCAGUUGAGAACAAGUUCUCAUUUACAACUGCGACCUGGCCAAGAUAAAGCAAAGCAGUGUGAUAAAAACAACAACACAGAGUUACAUAUGCGGUAAAACAAAACAUAAAGUCAAAAAUACAACAUAAAAUAUAUAUACAGUGUGUGCAAAUGUAGCAAGUUAUGGAGGUAAGGCAAUAAAUAGGCUAUAGUGCAAAAUAAUUACAAUUAGUAUUAACACUGGAAUGAUAGAUGUGCAAGAGAUGAUGUGCAAAUAGAGAUACUGGGGUGCAAAUGAGCAAAAUAAAUAACAAUAUAGGGAUGAGGUAGUUGGGUGGGCUAAUUUCAGAUGGGCUGUGUACAGGUGCAGUGAUCGGUAAGGUGCUCUGACAACUGAGGGUGGAGGGAGAGAGUGAAAGGGUGGAAGAGAGUUUAGUAGAAAGUGAGGGGCAGAGAGGGAAAGAGAAAAAGGAGAGAGAGACGGUAAAAUUUCCUCCACGUUUCUGGCACGGCAGGACGGCAGAGGGCAGCAAUCCAUCAUGGAGGGGAAAGUAAGAUAUUGCAGUGGUUGAGAUGGAGAUGCAUGCAAACAAAUAACACACACGCUCUUACUGUCUGCAUAACUCUUCUCCUCUCAGCCACACAUGCACUGCACAUCCGCCAGCACAUCGAGAAGGGUGCAAUUGUGGCCUGCAGUUCGGGGCGUUCCUGCAUGUUGGCAUUCCUGCAUCUGCAUGAACCCCUUUUUAUACUUCUAUAUUUAAAUGUUUAAGCUAGGACAGGCGGGAGGCAGGGGCGCUCCAGUACAGUAGGUGGCAUUAAUGCACAAUAAUGUUGGAUGCCAGCCACCGAUAAACCCCACAGAAGAAGGGGCAGGGGCGACAACGGUAGCUAGCUAGCCGUACACCAGUAGACAGUGUCCUUUACCCCUGCCUGCUGGGCACUGUUUUCCCGCAGUUCAGUUAACGAUGGCAAGGGCAAAUGUUCGGCAGGCAGGAGCGAAGGACACUGUGUGCUAGCUUAGCCAGCUAGUCCAGUACACAGCAGGCGGGAAUGCGGGGGCAACACCAUGUGCUAGCUAACUAGCAAGAUAGCAUGCAGUGUCACUAACUAGCAAGCUAGCUGGUUAGCUACCACACAUUGUCCCCCCAUCCUCCCACCUGCUGUGCUAGCCGUAUGCGGGGUCGACUCCGAUAGACAGUGUCCUUCGCCGCCGCCUGUCAGGCACAGUUUUCUCGGGCACACAACAGGCGGGAGCGACACCGUGUGCUAGCUAACUGGCAAGCUAGCACACGGUGUCGCUAACAAGCUAGCUAGUUAGCUAGAACAUGGUGUCGCCCCAGCCUCCCGCCUGCUGGGGAGGCGGGGGCGAUCGGUAGACAGUGUCCCACCUGUCGGGCACUGUUUUCCCGCAGUUCUGUUAAUGACAGUGAGGGCAUGUGUUCGGCAGGCGGGAGCGAAGGACACUGUCUAAACUCAGAUAAUACUUUUAUUUCCCUUUUGACCCACAUUUAAAAGUAUCACAACCAUGAAAAUUUCAUGCAGGAACCAAUGGGCUGCAGUCGCAUACUAUUGAGCAGAUCUGCCAGUGUGUGUUUGUGUGAGGGGAGUGGGGGUUCGAAGAGUGUGUCCAGGGGGAAAAGCUGAUCAGUUGAGCGAGAGAUCAAAGGUAGAGCAGAAGCCAUAGCUCAGGAAGCACCCAACUCCUCCUGGUGUUGUUGUGAGAUUUGUUAGAAAGCACUAGAAUGCUGGGGCCCAUGAAAACAGAUUAAUCUCUUCUCUUUCUCUCUCUGUGUGUGUGUGUGUGUGUGUGUGUGUGUGCGUGCGUACAUGCAUGCUGGCGUGUGUGUGUGUGUGUGCUCACAUGCGCUUGAGUGUUUUUCUGAAAGUGUUUGUGGGUGUCCUUCUGUGUGUGUCUGCUUGCUUAUGUUUGUCUGUGUGUGUUGCUUAGUUAUAUUUGGUUGUGUGUCCCAGAGCAACUGAAAGGGCCGUUGGAGGAUUAUGUAAACAAGCGUUACCCAGGCAUGGUGAAAAUCGUAAGGAACCAGAAGCGAGAGGGACUGAUCCGUGCCCGCAUCGAGGGCUGGAAGGCAGCCAGUGGCGAGGUGACAGGCUUCUUCGAUGCCCACGUGGAGUUCACACCCUCCUGGUGAGUAUAUGUGUGGGUUUCAAGUUGAACUUUGAGUUGUUGGGAUCGAUGUUUUAACAAACUUUGACUUAAAGGGGGGGAUCAGAAGGAAUACUUGAAUUCAGCAGUUGGUCAAGCAGAAAUGUGAGAUUUUCCAGCUGAAGGAAUUGCAUACUACUACUAGCCAUCUAGCCAUCUAGAAUAUUUGCAUGAUCAUAUUUGUAAUGAUAGUCUAAAGAAGUGAAUUGCCAUAAGCUUUUAUCAACUGACAGUAUUAAAAGUAGGCCUAGUAUUCAAGUACAGUCACGGUGUUGGUAUGUUCCUUAUGUACAGUGGGGAGAAUAAGUAUUUGAUACACUGCUGAUUUUGCAGGUUUUCCUACUUACAAAGCAUGUAGAGGUCUGUAAUUUUUAUCAUAGGUACACUUCAACUGUGAGAGACGGAAUCUAAAACAAAAAUCCAGAAAAUCACAUUGUAUGAUUUUUAAGUAAUUAAUUAGCAUUUUAUUGCAUGACAUAAGUAUUUGAUCACCUACCAACCAGUAAGAAUUCCGGCUCUCACAGACCUGUUAGUUUUUCUUUAAGAAGCCCUCCUGUUCUCCACUCAUUACCUGUAUUAACUGCACCUGUUUGAACUCGUUACCUGUAUAAAAGACACCUGUCCACACACUCAAUCAAACAGACUCCAACCUCUCCACAAUGGCCAAGACCAGAGAGCUGUGUAAGGACAUCAGGGAUAAAAUUGUAGACCUGCACAACGCUGGGAUGGGCUACAGGACAAUAGGCAAGCAGCUUGGUGAGAAGGCAACAACUGUUGGCGCAAUUAUUAGAAAAUAGAAGAAGUUCAAGAUGACGGUCAAUCACCCUCGGUCUGGGGCUCCAUGCAAGAUCUCACCUCGUGGGGCAUCAAAGAUCAUGAGGAAGGUGAGGGAUCAGCCCAGAACUACACGGCAGGACCUGGUCAAUGACCUGAAGAGAGCUGGGACCACAGUCUCAAAGAAAACCAUUAGUAACACACUACGCCGUCAUGGAUUAAAAUCCUGCAGCGCACGCAAGGUCCCCCUGCUCAAGCCAGUGCAUGUCCAGGCCCGUCUGAAGUUUGCCAAUGACCAUCUGGAUGAUCCAGAGGAGGAAUGGGAGAAGGUCAUGUGGUCUGAUGAGACAAAAAUAUAGCUUUUUGGUCUAAACUCCACUCGCCGUGUUUGGAGGAAGAAGAAGGAUGAGUACAACCCCAAGAACACCAUCCCAACCGUGAAGCAUGGAGGUGGAAACAUAAUUAUUUGGGGAUGCUUUUCUGCAAAGGGGACAGGACGACUGCACUGUAUUGAGGGGAGGAUGGAUGGGGCCAUGUAUCGCGAGAUCUUGGCCAACAACCUCCUUCCCUCAGUAAGAGCAUUGAAGAUGGGUCGUGGCUGGGUCUUCCAGCAUGACAACGACCCGAAACACACAGCCAGGGCAACUAAGGAGUGCUUCCGUAAGAAGCAUCUCAAGGUCCUGGAGUGGCCUAGCCAGUCUCCAGACCUGAACCCAAUAAAAAAUCUUUGGAGGGAGCUGAAAGUCCUUAUUGCCCAGCGACAGCCCCGAAACCUGAAGGAUCUGGAGAAGGUCUGUAUGGAGGAGUGGGCCAAAAUCCCUGCUGCAGUGUGUGCAAACCUGGUCAAGACAGGAAACGUAUGAUCUCUGUAAUUGCAAACAAAGGUUUCUGUACCAAAUAUUAAGUUCUGCUUUUCUGAUGUAUCAAAUACUUAUGUCAUGCAAUAAAAUGCAAAUUAAUUACUUAAAAAUCAUACAAUGUGAUUUUCUGGAUUUUUGUUUUAGAUUCCGUCUCUCACAGUUGAAGUGUACCUAUGAUAAAUAUUACAGACCUCUACAUGCUUUGUAAGUAGGAAAACCUGCAAAAUCGGCAGUGUAUCAAAUACUUGUUCUCCCCACUGUAUACACUAGAGUUGACCAUUGCCCACAAAUACACAUAAGAACUACCCACUACACAAGGAGCUGCUUCUCCCUAUGGAGUUACAACCCUUUGAGUUAACUCAAAAAAAAUAAGUAAUCAACUCAGAAGAACUAGGGGGAGAGAGAAGGACACAGUAGAUCUUCAGAAACCUCCGGCCCCAUCUGUCUGUCUCUCUAUGUCAGGGCUGAGCCGGUUCUGACCAGAAUCAAAGAGGACCACAAGAGGAUCAUCUUGCCCUCCAUCGAUAACAUCAAGCACGAGUCGUUUGAGCUGGAGCGCUAUGAGAACUCUGGCCAUGGCUACAACUGGGAGCUGUGGUGCAUGUACAUCAACCCCCCCAAACAGUGGUGGGACGACGGGGACACCUCCGCACCCAUUAGGUAGGCUACACACCGGCACGCAUAUACACACACGCACGGGCACGUGUACACACACAAGGGCACGCACACACGGGCACACACACAACUAAAUAAACACUUGAAUUUAGAGAACCCAAUUGCCAAAAUAAGGAAAACAGAAUCCCCCUCUUCCCCCCUCAGAACUCCUGCAAUGAUUGGUUGCUCCUUUGUGGUGAACCGGGACUACUUUGGGCACCUGGGGCUGCUGGACUCUGGCAUGGACGUCUACGGAGGAGAGAAUAUCGAACUGGGGAUCAAGGUUUGUGUGUCACCCAUUUUUCUGUGAAGGCUGAGCAUAAUUGGGCCCUGGUCAAAAGUAGUGCACUAUAAAGGGAAUAGGGUGCCAUUUGGGAUGCAGUCAUUGUAUGUUAGGGUGGCGAGAGGCAGGGUGACUAGUGUGUGAAUAGUGCAUUCUGUAUCCUGUAUUUGUUGUGUCUUGUCCUAUUUCAGCAAGUAUGUAAUUGUGGUUCUAUGAGUAGAGCUAAGCAUUGGGUUAUGUUUGUUCGUGUGCUUGUAAAUUUUCCUUCUUAAUUAUUCGUGUUAGUCCUGCAGAACAUUUGUUGUAUGUGAAGGUAUGUGUUCAGUUCUCAUACUAUUUCUCCACCAACAUGCACUACCAGGUGUGGCUGUGUGGGGGCAGUAUGGAGGUGCUGCCCUGCUCCAGAGUGGCUCACAUCGCCAGGAUGAAGAAGCCCUACCACAGCAACAUAGCCUCCAGCACGCGGCGUAAUGCCCUGCGCGUGGCCGAGGUCUGGAUGGACCACUUUAAGUCCCAUGUCUACCUGGCCUGGAACAUCCCAAUGGAGGUUAGUUGCUCCUACAUACUGAUUAAAAGUCAUUUUUUGUGGGGCAUAUGAAAAUGUAUGUUCAGAUUGAACUCCAGGUCAGGGAGUCGGAUGAAGUUGAACCCUAUACAAUGAUCUAUGAUCAGUUUUGCGUACAUAUGUUCAGAUAAAACGCCUAUUCCCCUACCUAGAUUUUCACUAGUCAAUUAAUCUAUUCAUUAUCCUAACUACAUUGUACAGUAUGUACACCAUACAUUUCAUUGCUAAUGUUACAUAUUUGUAAUUGUGUGUGCAUCUCAAAUGGCACCCCAUUCCCUAUAUAGUGCACUACUUUUGACCAGAGCCCUAUGGGGUUAGCCUCGCGAGCCACCUGGAAUUCCGUGCAGCGAACCAUUAUUGUAAGCUUGCGAGAUCAGGAUGGCUCACGAGGCUAUUUUGGGGUGCCAUUUGGGACACAAUCUGUAAUCAACCACUCCCUGUUCCAGAACCAUGGGAUAGACUAUGGGGACAUCUCUCAGAGGGUAGCAUUGAGGAAGUCUCUGCAUUGUAAGAACUUUGAGUGGUACCUGGACAACGUCUAUCCAGAGAUGAGGAGGUACAACAACACUCUCUUUUACGGGGAGGUGAGUCUGACUGACGACAGGGCCUACACACAAAGUUUUACUAAACACUCAACAAACACUCAUAAGAUGCUUUUAGCAGCCAAGUAGCUUUUUCCCCUCAUAAAAAGUUAUCUCUCUCUCUCCCUCUCUCUCCUCCCUGUAGAUUCGUAGUAGCAAAGCGACCCAUCUGUGUAUGGACCAGGGAGAGAAGGUGAACCACACGGCCACCCUGCACCCCUGUCACGGAAUGGGACCUCAGGUAACCUAUUAUACUAGGUAUACAGUGUGUCCCAAAUGGCACCUUAUUCCCUACUUGGUGCAUUACUUUUGCCUAAAAGUAGUGCACAAUAUAGGAGAUAGGGUGCUAUUUGGGACACAUUCUAGGUUCACCAAGCUGUGAGAGCAAAAUCUGCAGAAUGCAUUAUUUUAUAGCAGAAUGUGUUAUUAUAUAAAAUUAAAUGAUGUGGUCCAUACACAAAACUGGACAAAACGUCAGCAAAACUAGGAGAAUGUAGCCCUUUGCCCCUGUGACAUACAAAUGUAGCGGAUACCAUGACUGGUUCUACAGUCAAAACAAAAGAUGCAGACACAAUAUCUCAAUCAUAUUUAGUUAAUUCUGUUGAGUUUUUUUUAGACCCAUUUUGAAUGAGAGCGGAUAUGAUAUCAUAUCACAAAUAAUAUGUUUUACAGUUUAGCCAUGUACUACUGUAACUUGUCUCUCUGUGUGUUCCUCCCAGUUGAGUUGAGAAGGACACACCUAGUUGUUGUUGAUAGCCCUUUACCAUUCACCACUUAAUUUGGUCUCCCUGUGUCUGUCUCCUACCAGUUGUGCCAGUACACCAAAGAGGGCCAGUUCUUCCUGUGUGCUCUGGCCAGUACAGGGGAGAACACAUAUAGUGGUUGUUGAUAGCCUUUAACCAGCCAUUCACAGUAGUGUCUCCCUGUUUCUCCCAGUUGGGUCGGUACACCAAGGAGGGACAGUUUUUCCUGGGUGCUCUGGGCAGUACAGGGGAGGAAACACGCUGUCUGAUGGAUGACCAGGUCUCCAAUUUCCCUCAGCUCCUCAACUGUGACAAAGUCUCCAACACCAGGCUGACCACAUGGCACUUCUCUCAGGUCAGACUAACCUUUACAUUGUUUUUUAUUUUAACAUUGGCUCAUUCUUUCCAUUUAAGUUGAUCUUAUACUGUGUUACUUACUUUCUUACUUGUUUACUUAUUUACUCUUCUUCGUUCCCUGUAGAGCAUAGGGCCGCAGCGAGCCCCUGCCAUGCCACACCUGUGUAGUAACACUGUAAUAACACCACAUUGUAAGGACCUGUGCAGGCUAACCCUGUGUAGUAACACUGUAAUAACACCACAUUGUAAGGACCUGUGCAGGCUAACCCUGUGUAGUAACACUGUAAUAACACCACAUUGUAAGGACCUGUGCAGGCUAACCCUGUGUAGUAACACUGUAAUAUCACCACAUUGUAAGGACCUGUGCAGGCUAACCCUGUGUAGUAACACCACAUUGUAAGGACCUGUGCAGGCUAACCCUGUGUAGUAACACUGUAAUAACACCACAUUGUAAGGACCUGUGCAGGCUAACCCUGUGUAGUAACACUGUAAUAACACCACAUUGUAAGGACCUGUGCAGGCUAACCCUGUGUAGUAACACUGUAAUAUCACCACAUUGUAAGGACCUGUGCAGGCUAACCCUGUGUAGUAACACUGUAAUAACACCACAUUGUAAGGACCUGUGCAGGCUAACCCUGUGUAGUAACACUGUAAUAACACCACAUUGUAAGGACCUGUGCAGGCUAACCCUGUGUAGUAACACUGUAAUAACACCACAUUGUAAGGACCUGUGCAGGCUAACCCUGUGUAGUAACACUGUAAUAUCACCACAUUGUAAGGACCUGUGCAGGCUAACCCUGUGUAGUAACACUGUAAUAACACCACAUUGUAAGGACCUGUGCAGGCUAACCCUGUGUAGUAACACUGUAAUAACACCACAUUGUAAGGACCUGUGCAGGCUAACCCUGUGUUGUAGCAGAAAUAAAAAAUGAUAGAAGCUACCUGGAGGUGACUGUUGCCGACACAAUGAUCAGGGCCCGUAUUCAUAAAGCAUCUCAGAAUUGGAGUGUUGAUCUAGGAUCAGAUCACCACUGUCCAUUCAUUAUAAUGUAAAAGGUUAAACUGAUCCUAGAUCAGCACUUUUAGCCUGAGACACUUUAUGAAUACUAUGAGGUCACAUGAAGGUAGUAGCCUACUCAACUGAGAACAUUCUAUUUCCUCUGUCCUUCAGAACGAGUCGAUCGUCAACAGAGCCACGGGCCGCUGUUUGGAGGUGAUACAGGCUAACGUUUACUUCGGACACUCGCUGGUGCUUCAGACCUGCUCCGGACAGAGGUGGAGCAUCAAAAACACAAUGAAGCAGUAGCCACAGCAUGAUGCAGAAUUCUUCUUUGGCCAAGAUAGUGUUAGUGUACUGAAUUGUAUCAGAUGUCAUACUGUAUUAUUACAAUUAUUCAGUUGGUGUUAUCAGUUGGACUUUUCCAAGAUUGUCUUCCAAUAAACUGCUGGUCUGAUGGUUAAAAAAUAUUUCUGUAUGCAAAUAACUAUUACACCAUAUGGGGUGAUUAUGUUGACACAAUAUUAACCCAUCACAGCCUUUACUGCAACAGAUUUAUUCAACUUCAAUGUUAGGAUUUCAUGAAAUGGUUUUAGCACUUCCUUUUCAGCAACUCAUUAAGAUCACUCCAAAUUGAAAAGAAACGAAUAUAAAAACCCAUUAAG